Sphaerodactylus townsendi is the source of this 1143-nucleotide messenger RNA. RefSeq names its product tetraspanin 16 (gene TSPAN16). The transcript has 8 exons. Lineage: Eukaryota; Metazoa; Chordata; Lepidosauria; Squamata; Sphaerodactylidae. Bases 222 to 944 code for a protein of 240 amino acids. Gene Ontology annotation, cellular component: membrane. The record is from RefSeq and is a predicted model, not a curated record.
CCUCCUCUCCAGGGGCCUCUGGCCUUCCCCACCCACUUUCCAUGGAGCUAAACAGUUAUGUUUGUGGGAGGGGGGGUGGAGAGAAUCUCUCUCAAAUCAGGCACAAGGCAGGAGAAGAAGGUUCUACUCUGUGCAACAGGUGAGGAGCCUGGCUGGUAGCUAACCACACCCUGGAACCCAGAAGCAGCCCAGGUGCUGGUCCCUGCAAAAGACACAGCAAGAUGACCUGCUUCUCCUGCCUGAAGACGGUGAUGUUUGUGUUCAACGGGGUGAUAUUCCUGGGGGGUCUGGCAGUGCUGGGAAUCGGCAUCUGGGUGAAGUUGGACAGCGCCUCCUUUGUGAAGGUCCUGGACAUGGCAGCUCCACAAAUGAUGCAGUUGGUCCACGUGGCUUAUCUGUGCAUCGCGGUGGGCUCCUUCCUGCUCCUGGUGGGCUUUAUGGGAUGCUGGGGGGCCAUGAAAGAAAGCAAAUGUCUGCUGAUGAUGUUCUUUGUGGUCAUACUGGUCCUUUUCAUAGCAGAAGUGGUGGGGGCUGCUGUGCUUCUGGCGUUCUCUUCUGUGGCAGAUAUGUUUGUUACCCAUUUGAAGGAGUGGGCCUUGAAGACUUUGAAAGAGGACUAUGGAACAGAAAAGGACAUCACAGCCAUUUGGGAUGCCACAAUGAAAGAGCUGCAGUGCUGUGGAUUCUACAACUACACUGACUUCAGCGGAUCCGUCUUCUAUAAAACGCGUGAGAAAUAUCCUACCUUUUGCUGCCAAGCCAGGGAAGAAUGUCCGGAGUCUGGUAUAAACCAAAGCACACAGGGCUGCCUGCAAAAAUUCAAGGCAUUUCUGGACUGCAAAGGGAAAAUUGUUGGAGGGGUCUCUCUAGGGAUUGGGAUCCUCGAGUUGGCUGCCAUGGCUGUCUCCUUGACCCUGUAUUGUCAAAUUGGUACAAGCCUUUGAUGGGUAUCGCUCAGCUUGGACUCCACUUGCCGGACUUGGCACCUGCCAGACUGUCCUUGCUCAUAGCGAAAUUAGGGCAGUCGUUUUUACUAGAUCAACACAAAUGAAAUGGCAAAUGAAAUUGUAUGCUACAUCUACAUCCCUUCAUCAGCCAAGCUUGUCACUCUAUCACGAGAGAGAGAGAGAGAGAGAGAGAGAG